This is a messenger RNA of Varroa destructor (honeybee mite), 6030 nucleotides long. RefSeq names its product proclotting enzyme-like. NCBI's taxonomy places the organism in Eukaryota, Metazoa, Arthropoda, Arachnida, Mesostigmata, Varroidae. Gene Ontology annotation, molecular function: serine-type endopeptidase activity. The record is from RefSeq and is a predicted model, not a curated record. Gene Ontology annotation, biological process: proteolysis.
UACAGAAUUUUAAGCAAAAUCUAGUUUUUUUCACCAUGACACUCUGACGCAAUAAAUAGGUUAAAAAUUUAUCCACUUAUAAAAACGCUAUGCAAUGUGUAAUUGUGACAGUUUAGAUACGCGAAAGAGAAAAAGGGUUAUUGGUGUGCGUUCAAACAGGAAGCUUUCGAAUAUACCAAAUGGAUCCAUAUCUUUUGCGUAAUACGAUUCGAAAUGUCCUAUGCGUACUAACCAUCCAAAUAGACUUAAAAAAGAUUUUCAAGAGGCAAUCAAUAAACAUGAGUGGAGAAGUGCAUUUUUCUGAAAAUAUUAUGCAGAGUGUCGCCUUUCCCUAUGUAGCGGUAACUAGAAGUAACCUAAUCACAUGAUUACUCUAAUCUGUCUGGUAUUAUAUUAAUAUAAUAUUCUUUUCUUACAGAGCUCUCCUUUAACACAGGAUACAUGAAAAGUGACUGAUAAUUCCAGCUUCAACAAGACUCUAACAACAUUAAAUAAAGACGAUACUUUACAUGUGACAAUUUUGUUAAAGGCACAUCGUUAUUCAUGAGAUAUUUUACAGCUGUUAUCGUAAUAAGAAACUUUGGGAAGAUCUGAUUAUAAGCUUAGCUUUUACUGAUUUUACUAUCCAAUAUUUUAGUUACAAAAACAAGAUAUACUUUGUAGAGUACAUUCAUUAUGCUAAUAUAAUUCAAAGUGUAUAGGAGUGUGUUUGGGUAUAUUAAAAAACUAAGCAAAAGCGAACAAUACGGUAUGUUUUAAGAUAAGAUGCUUAUGUCAUUAUAUAUUAUUGUUAUAUUAUCAGGUCAAAUUAUAAUACUUUUCAAUAACUGGUGCCUUUUGUUCGUUUCCAGUAAAAUGAAAUAAUUUCCAUAUAACAAUACAGUGGAAUUCUCCAAGUACGAUUGUUACUAGCAUAAAAUCGAUUAUUUAAUUUUGCCUUGCUUUUUAAGAAUCGAUUUCGCAACAAACAGCUCUCAAAUCCAUAAAAAACAGAGGGAUGAUUUAUGAUUCAGUCAAGAAUUUAUCGAAUGCUCGCACCUUCUCAUAAAAUUUUAUGAUAUUUCAUGUAAAAUUAAAUGCCAUAAAAUUAUAUUAAAAAAAUUAAAAAUAAUGGAUAGAACUUGCUCGUGCCUAUUAUUUACCGUACUGUUGGGUAGAGGCUUGUAGAAACAGUAAUAGAAUCAUUACUUCAACCCAGUCAUCUUAAGUUUGAAUGCUUUUCGAGUGAGAUUUACAAACCUAAUUAUUAUUGCCGAGAUCGAUGACAUCAGAGACAAAGUGUCUCAACAAUGAAGCAAGGGAUACAUUUCCCUUAAAAAGACAAUGGGAUAAAAAAUGUGCUAAAUUUUGUAUGUAUGUAUGAAAAACGGUACGAUUUAAAUGUAACCUGUAUCUAUUGUUGGCGUUUGGCUGGCCUUCGUAUUAGGGACAGGAGGAAACCGAGGGGCUACUGGAACUCUUUCUUGGACGACAGCUACAUCAGUGGCUGCAGACGAUUCAGAUGUGGUCGCGCUAAGUCCGCUUCUCGCUGAGCUGGAAUCAGUCUCAUCACCCGUCGUAAUACCUUGGGAGGAUGAUGACGAUAUUGAAACACCUAGUGAAUUUUUGGAUGAUGAUCGUGGAGAACACGAAGCAUUAAGCGGAAUGAAUGUGGCAUCAUCAGCGGAAAGUGCACAGGAGCUAAAGUGUCCUCAUUGCAUCUACAGUACCGACAACAGAUAUUACCUCCAGAGGCAUGUUAAGGCUCACAAUGAAGAAAAACGCCUGGUUUGCCAAUCGUGCGAUUAUCGAACUUCUAGAAGUGACCAUCUUCUCAACCACAUCCGGACUCACACAUCAGAAAAGCCAUUCGCGUGCUCUCUCUGCGAUUUUCGUUGUGCGCAAAAAGGAACCCUAUAUAAUCAUCUCAGAAGGCGUCACCAUAAGGAUCAACGUUGCAUCACGUGCGAGUAUUGUGGCUACCGAUGUGCUAUACGUGCAGAUAUGAACAAGCAUAUUCGUCGGGUGCACGAAGGCCGGUGUGUCCUUCUAGGCGUAUGAGCAGAAAGACGUUCUCUAAAGGCUUCGACAUCAUAUGCACUGCAGCUUGUAUAAUCUAAUUCCGCUUAUGCAGUAUCAGCAGUACAAGUAUUCGAAUUGGUUGAGCUUAGAAAUUGAUUUAACCUCCGUAAAGAUGAUGGCUACAGGCUCUACCUCCUCUGUACCCAGCCUGCCACUUUAUCUGUAAUGUUAUACCUGCCUUGGCAGUCACUUGAGCAUAGUUGGAACCACGAGAACUCGUUCUGAUACGGCAGGUACCGGGGCUUUUAUUGAAAAACUUAUGGUAAGAAGUAAGUACUCACUCGGCUUAACCAGCCGCUUCUUAGUAGUGAUUUAGGUACUAACAAAAUUAAAAGAUUUAUUUACGAGCCCACGCCGAAACAGUACUACCGUACUUACUCUUAAGAAACUCAUUAUUUAUAAAGGUGAUGUCUGUCACUUCCCAUAGCGACAGACAACAUUAACAAAAAUGUAGGAUUAAAUAAGAACCAUUGCAUUCAAUUACAAAGACGCACAAAGUGUUACGACCCCGUUUGUUGUAUUUCGGAAAAUCAGACAUUUGCAAUUUGCGUCAUACAUUAAAAUUCCGAACGGUGUUAGCAUCUUCGAGCAUCUUUAGAGUAGUUUGUAAAUGACGGUUUUUUCAGUGAUCACCGUAACUAUUAAUUCGAUCAAACACACGCGAACGCGAAAAGUUCGAAAAUUGUUUGUUUGCAGAGCGAUAUACUUUAACAGAUGUAAGCUAAAUGAAAUUACAUGGUGUUUUUUCAGGUUAAUAUAACUGUGCGCAUAGUGAUAUUCUGGCACAGUAACGACGCGGUGGUAAUACACUUUAAUCUAUUACAAACGCGUUCUGAAUUAUUCUUACGCCGGCUAUCGUUCGUUAAGGAAGUAUUUUCUAUUUAACGAGGCGGCAAAAUAAUUCAGAUACCGAUGCACUUUAAUUUCCUUUUAAUAAAUCCUACUUCUAUUGAGGGCUAAGCAGGCAGUAGCGACAACUAAGGCCCUUGACGUUUCUGUCUAUAACCUAUCAAGAUGACCCUUCUAAAAUAUGUUUGCAUUUACUUGUUCUCUUUCAAUCCGUUUGCUUUCUACCUAAAUGGCAUGUCUUUUGCCUCUCCACAUUCUGCAUGUAAUGCAAAUCUGUGAGUUGGCUUGUGCAGACGUCCUGCUGUAUGUCGUACAACUGCGGUUGCAAACGAACGUUUUGGGCUAGAAUAAACCGUUAUCUACUUAGCCUGUUACCUCAUAUAAAUGAUGGGGAAAGGCAGGAGCCAAUACGUUUCCUGAAGUAACUAAUAGUAUAUAAAGGGUAAGUAAUUCAAACUUAUUUAAAUAUUACGAUCUGUUCAUUUUAUAAGUAGCUCUUGUUAGGUCAGUUUUGCUAUUGCAGACAAUCAAAGUAUUUACGAUGUGUUGUGUAUUAUAUAAUUCAUGUCGUUUUGCUAUAGUUAUAUGCUGUAAAGUGUAAGAGUGCACAAAAUUUAGCAUAAAUGCAAUAGAUUUUCGUAUCCACUCAGCAUCGAGCUUCCUUAGCCAAUUAUUUGCAUAUUCUGGCUUGUUACUGUUGUCAUUUUACCAGAGAAAAAAGUCGACACUAGAAAGGUCUAGCGUCACACAGCGCGCGUCUAGUAAGCAUCCCCUCACAACAAAUCUCUUUGGCUUUAACAACUGUAAAGAACUCUUCAACGAGAACUACGCCUAUAAAUCUAUCUGCAUUAUGUCAUACGCCUGUCUGAAUGCGAAAGAGACAGUACGCAUUUGUAUCAUGUUUUCCCUAUUGGCUUGUACCAGGUCACGGCUUAAUGGCAGAAAUUCUUUUUCCUGACCAAGAAAGCUCGUAAACAAAGGUGACGAUGUUGUACUAUAGAGAUGCUCAUUUCUUUACCUCGAGAACGAAAUCCAGAAACUGCGAAGGUAUUUUUCUUCUUUCCUCUAUUAAAAUUAAUAGUGCUCUACUUAUUUAUGAGAAAGGCUGCCAACUGUUAGCUGUAAGUAGCCUAAUAGUAUUGUCUGCAGUCAUUGUCGAGAUUUCGGUUGAGCACUGCACCACGUCGUUGUCAUAGGGACUUAUUUUCGUUCCACGGUCGCGAUUUUCUCCACUGCAAAGGGUGUCGGCAUCAUCAACUUCUCGCAUUCUGGGAGAGGCAAACGUGGCGGCCUUUCCUUGCGAGGGCUGGGUAACGUCACCAGAUGCCGCAACACUGAAGGAUACUUGUCACAAAAUAAAUCCUUCUCUCAGACUAUGCUGCCAUACAGAAGCACAAUAAAGGAGUUUAACAGGCCAUUUCGCCACUGGUACAACUUGUCGUCGCAAUGGUACUUUUUUUUGGUCGCAAUAUACGCUCAAGAAAACCUCUACGGAAAACUAAGCAAUACAAAGGCGUGCAUCUACACUAGCACAAUUGAAGAGAAGACAUACGAAAAGAACAGUGAACAUAAAAAGAAGGAGUAUGCGGACCACUCCGGGUACAAAUUUAAGAUUCAAACGCAAUGUUCUUUGGAAAACUGCCUUAUUAUUAUUAUUGGUGACAGCAACGUUUUCACAAAAAGCUCGCGCGUCUGAGACGGCUACCAGUCAGGACAACAAUAAUGCCGAAAACGCGGAGCCAAGUGGAAACCCUAAUAACACAAGUGACGAACUCGAGGAACGGUUUGCCUUGACAGGUCCUGUGCAAUUUCCAAAGGAGGACCCAGAUACCUGUGUAUCUCCAGAGGCUCUCGACGGGCUGUGCGUUGAGAUCAAGUUCUGUCGCCAACUUCGUCGCGUUGGGUUAAAUGAUCUGAGAAAAUAUAUUUGCGGCUUUCAUGGAUCAACGCCACUGCUAUGUUGCGCCGGACUGCAAAAAUCAGGUCCUUUACCUCGGCCGCAGCCGGGACCAGAGUCUAAACCUAAUGGCCUUCAGCGGCCUCCGAGACCACAGUUCCUUCCACAGAACUGCGGUGUUGGUGCUCUCCAAACGAACCGUAUCGUUGGUGGACGUGAAGCUGUUCCUGGUUCAUACCCAUGGAUUAUCGCUGUCUUCGUCGAAUUUAAUAACCAGAAGAUUCACAUUUGCGGUGCCACCCUCGUUUCUCAGAGGCACGUUGUGUCGGCCGCGCAUUGUUUCUUCGAUGGGAAGCAUCCUCUACCUUACAACAUUUUUCGAAUGAGGAUAGGUGACUACGAUAUAGAUCGAAGCGACGAAGUUACGGGUACACUCGAGCUAAACAUUCUUGGCUAUAGGACCCAUCCUGGUUACGUGCAGAAAACUUACUUGAAUGAUAUUUCGCUGAGCUUUCUAGUACAGGAUGUGUUAUUCACUAAGACAAUUGGACCCGUUUGCCUGCCCUACACUGGUUUCGAACAAAAUCUCACUAACGCAAGAGCUAUCGUGGCUGGUUGGGGUUACACUAAGUACCAAUCAGGAAAAAGUAACUCAGUCUUGAAGGAGACCGAUAUUCCUGUCUGGUCGAUGGAAGCCUGUGCUAAAGCAUUCAAAAACGAGCUCAACAUUACCGAUGACUAUCUGUGUGCAGGAGACGGAGAAGGAAAAACAGAUUCCUGUCAGGGUGAUUCGGGCGGGCCACUAAUAAUGUGGGGCGAUGAUGGCCGUUAUUACCUUAUGGGAAUUGUGUCGUUUGGUAAGAAAUGCGCCACGCCUGGAUAUCCUGGUGCCUACACCAGGGUCACUAAACAGCUCGAAUGGCUUAACCACAACUUUUAAUGAAAAAACCUCGUACACCAGAUAAACUUGUUUCUCCUAAGACGAUCAGAGUACAUUACGUUAUUAUGUCUUAUUAAGGCCUCCAGACCUCCACCGACUCGAGGACUGAGGCCACAAAGAAGAAAGUUCUGAUACAAUUAAAUACAUAGUGCCGCAACUGAUAAAGAGUCAGCUUCAAUGUACACAUUAGUUGGUCUAUGAAUGCAAUAUGUUUUGUUAUUAUAAUUAUUUUAAAUUUUAUUUUUUUACAAAAUUAUAAUUAAAAAAAAAAUAUAAAAAUAUA